Messenger RNA from Paracoccidioides lutzii Pb01, 207 nucleotides. RefSeq lists its product as hypothetical. Bases 1 to 207 code for a protein of 68 amino acids. The transcript has a single exon. The record is from RefSeq and is a predicted model, not a curated record.
AUGGAAGAGCAUAUGGACAUUCCUACACCAGACUUCGUUGUUGUCAUUUCUUCAGCCUUCCCCAAAACCUCCGUCCCUCCUUCUCCGUCAAGAAGUGGCUAUCUCCAGAGCUCUUCCUGGUUCAAGUCCCAGGAAUUCCGUCCUAUCGACCCGCAGAGGAUCCAAGGCUUCUUCUGGCCUCACGUACGACGCCGACAGAAGGCAUAG